UUUAAUUGUUGUCAAAAGCAACUGCGCGACGAAUAAGCUUGUUAUUUUUGGACCACGUCUUGUGGGCCAGCCUAGUAUUCUUUUGUACAUUUCGGUACUUUAUUCUACCUCUUUCUUGGACAGCAGUUCAUUCCAUAUAAUAGUUAAUUUCAGUAGCCAUCCAUUCCUAUUUUAUCGCAAUUAUUCUUCACCAAUCUGCAUCCCGUAAUCUACUUUAAAAACGGUCACGUUGAUCUUUCGAGUGAAUGAUUACACGGAAUUUCGAUUGACAUACGCACACACUUCUCUUUUCACAAGGCUAAGCUCAGUCAUUUAGCAAUUAGCACGCAUAAACGCCACACACAAAAUGUUCAUUUUGGAUUGGUUGACGGGGGUUCUUGGUUACCUUGGUUUUUCUGUUCCUGUCUGUCGCGGGAGAUUUGCCUUUCUUGGGCUGCCCAACUCUGGCCGGCGUUCACUGCUAAAUGCUGUGCUAAACGAAUGUCUAAUCGAUCCAGUAGAAGCCACGUUACAACCCUCCGAAGAAUUAUCCAUUGGUAACAUGAGAUUUACAACUUUCGAUCUUGGUGGGCAUACUCAAGCACGUAGAGUAUGGAAAGAUUACUUUCCUGCUGUUGACGCGAUAGUUUUCUUGGUCGAUGCCAGCGACAGGUCGCGGUUACCUGAAUCCAGAGCUGAACUCGAUGCGCUCCUAACUGAUGAGCAGCUCAGUACUUGCCCCGUUCUUGUAUUAGGUAAUAAAAUUGACAAGCCUGGCGCUGCCUCGGAAGACGAGCUUAGAAACUUCUUCAAUCUUUACGGUCAAACUACAGGAAAGGGAAAGGUAGCACGCAGUGAUAUUCCCGGACGUCCGCUGGAGCUUUAUAUGUGUUCAGUGCUGAAGAGACAAGGAUAUGGGGAAGGUUUCCGCUGGCUAGCCCAGUACAUUGACUGAGCAUGUGAAAACGAAAUGUAAUAUCACUGACUCCCAAAAACUUCCUCUCUUUUUUACUCGAAUGGUUGUCUUUGUCCUGCGAUUUAUAUUCACCGAAACGCGUCACGAUGAAACAUAAUGUUACGGUAUAAAGAAAUAAUUUUCAGCCCUUCUAUAACUGAUAAAAAAUAGUGACUAGUAAUAUCUGAUAAUUACCUAACUCACUGUUAACAAUCUUAUAGUGAUGGGUUACAUCCAGGUAAACCAUUUAGAUGUAAUCCACCUAAUAAUAAUUGCCCAUUGAAUAUUUUCGGAAAUACUUUGUAAAUCUUUUGAACAUGCAUGUAGAAUGUUAUGAGUUAAAUUUUGAUCGGAGAUUUAUUAUCUGAAGAAUUUGGCAAUCUCCGCUUUGGAUGAAUUCCCAAGUGCAAUAAUCUCAUAACAUUCUUUCACAUUCAACCAAAUAUCCUUUGGUAAUAGGAGACA
Neodiprion virginianus is the source of this 1399-nucleotide messenger RNA. It is a transcript of the gene Sar1, whose product is annotated as GTP-binding protein SAR1b. NCBI's taxonomy places the organism in Eukaryota, Metazoa, Arthropoda, Insecta, Hymenoptera, Diprionidae. Gene Ontology annotation, molecular function: GTP binding; GTPase activity. The transcript is spliced from 6 exons. Gene Ontology annotation, cellular component: endoplasmic reticulum exit site; COPII vesicle coat. Gene Ontology annotation, biological process: endoplasmic reticulum to Golgi vesicle-mediated transport; vesicle organization; membrane organization. Bases 347 to 934 code for a protein of 195 amino acids. The record is from RefSeq and is a predicted model, not a curated record.